AUGGCUAGUAAGAGAAAGCGAAACCAUGCUGUCACUAGUACUGGCGCUGAUACUGGCAAUGGCAAUGGCAAUGACACUGGUCUUGCAGAUUCCAAUAAACGUCAAAGGACCUCGGGAGACGGUUACAGCAAGGAUCCUCCCGUAAAGCAAGCUUUGCUGAACAAAUAUUACCCUAAUGUUUUAUGUCUUCGAGAUUAUCUACUUUCAAAGCUUCCAGUGUCCUCCAAGGUACGGAGGAAGAAGUUAUCCUCUGUGGGUCGCAAGGCUUCUGCAAAUAUUCCAUAUCAAGAUGGGGAUGAUGAUGAAGAUGAGGACCGUGUGCUAGGUGAUUUCCUUGAUGCUAUGAAAGCCUGGCCAUGGCCUCAUGUUCUCUCUUUGUUAGGAAAAGCUGGAGAGCAUGUCAUGAGUGAUUUGAUUCUUGACUGUGGAGUUUUUCUUCAAAUAAAAAAUACACAUGGUAGCUAUUACCAACUCAGUGGUCAGCCUUUAGGUGAAAUCUUACCUAUUACAAAUGGAAAACACCAUGGAAAAGAAUCUGGAGCAGACAGUGGUUCAAAGAAAGAUCAGCAACCAGGUAUCUUGCACAAUCCAAUGGAAAUCAAUUUUGUAAGAAACCGAAUGCUAUAUGCAAAGGCUGCUUUGAAUGCUCAAGGUGAAGUUCAGUUUGGUUUGAGACACAUUCAGGUUGACAAUCGAGAAACUGUUCAACCAUUUAAAGAUUACACAUUACGUGAAGAAGAAAUUGAUUCGAAAUACCCUGAAGCAAAGGGCAUCAAAAUUCCCAAAAGACUUCGUGGCAAGGCGAAGGAUUUGAAUCGGAAGCAUGAGGAUGGUAAUGCAAACCGUAUACAAGAAGAGCCUUCAUUUAACUCGACAUCGUUGAAAAUUCAAUCUUAUCGAAAAUGCCACAGCUCCUCCAUACUCUCAUCGAGUGCACCUUCAAUUCCAGCUCGAAAAUCAACUUUAAUGGACCAUGCAAGUUCUACUGCUGAAGUAUCUGCAUUCUGUCGUGCGGUACUUCGAAACAUCAUACCGCAUGAAUUUUGGGGAAUGGGAGAUGUGCAGGCACAUAAUGAAAGCAUCUUCCAUAAGAAUGUGGAUAACUUCAUUGGUUUGAGAAGAUUUGAGGUUUUGUCACUUCACGAAGUUAUGCAGGGAAUCAAGGAAACUGGUGUGCGACCAAUCAUGAAUCUAAGGAGAAGAGCGAUGCGUAAAGGCGAUAAGCACCUGUUAGGUGUCAGUAUUAACAGCGUACUAACGCCAGUACAUAAUGUGCUCACAUACGAGAAGGCAAACAACCUAACUCGUCUUGGAUCAACACUCUUCUCUGUUGGUGAUCUAUAUCAGAAGGUCAAGUCCUUUAAAGCUUCGCUCAAUGCAUCAACAAAGCCCCUCUAUUUUGCCAAAGUGGAUGUCCAAGCCGCAUUCGACACCAUUCCCCAGGUUGCAGUCAUCAAGCUCAUGAAAACCGUUCCUUCAGAACCAGAGUAUAGAUUCUCGAGACAUGUUGAGAUUAAACCUACAGAUGCCUACAACAUCGAUCCUAAUGCACCAAACAAGCCCAUCCGAAGAUGGAAAUCCAACGCUAAGUCUAUGCACCAUCUCGAUAAUUUCGAUGAGGAUCUUGAAAAUGACAUAGCCAUUGGCAAAAAGAAUACUGUAUUCGUCGAAAACAUUGUCAAUCAGAUCCGUGAUACUAAUUCCCUUCUCCAUCUCCUGACUGAACAUAUCUCACAAAAUAUGGUGAAAAUUGCACACGCAAAACGUUUCUUGAAAGUAAUGCAUGAUGGAAUACCUGAAUAUGGAGUAGGUGUAAAUCCGGACAAGACACUUACAAAUUUCGAAGUGAUGAUUUAUGGGAAGAAAAUUAAGAGGAUUGUGGGUGAAAAGAUGUUUCCAUAUUGUGGGAAUUUGAUUGAUAUGAAGACAUUGAAUAUUGCAAGGGAUAGGGGUAGAGGGAAAGAUUUAGCAAUACAAGAUUCCCUCACAGUUGAAUAUUCUAGGAUUCCGGGUAAAACAUUUCAUCGGAAAGUUCUUAAUUCGCUCACCCUCCAAACCCACCCCAUGUACCUCGACACCUCGCACAAUUCCCUCCCCACCGUCCACAAAAACAUCUACACCUCGUAUCUCGAAUCCGCCACCAAAAUGACCUCAUAUAUAAAAUGUUUGCCCGUGUCCAAAAAACCUAAAUGUGCUUUGAUCAUUCGGACGAUUGGGGAUUUGGUCGCUUUGGGGUGGUGUUUGAGUAGACGGGGUGGAAGAGGGAGGGAAAGUGGGGAUGAGGAAGGGAGAGGGGAGGAUGGAAGAGGGAAGUAUAAGGGGUAUAAAUGUGAGGUGCAGAAAUGGGAAAUGAGGAGGUUGGCGCUGGGGGCUUUUUUGGAGGUCAUGAGGAGGAGGCAGUGUGGGUAUGGGGGGGUGGUGGAGUGGUUGGUGCGGGAGUUGGGGGGGUUGGGGGGGGGGGUUGUGAUGAAAAGAUGA
This is a messenger RNA of Sclerotinia sclerotiorum 1980 UF-70, 2478 nucleotides long. RefSeq lists its product as hypothetical. Gene Ontology annotation, cellular component: telomerase catalytic core complex. Bases 1 to 2478 code for a protein of 825 amino acids. Gene Ontology annotation, molecular function: telomerase RNA binding; telomeric repeat DNA binding. Lineage: Eukaryota; Fungi; Ascomycota; Leotiomycetes; Helotiales; Sclerotiniaceae. Gene Ontology annotation, biological process: telomere maintenance via telomerase. The transcript is spliced from 11 exons. The record is from RefSeq and is a predicted model, not a curated record.